Molecule: messenger RNA, 824 nt
Organism: Closterium sp. NIES-67
Lineage: Eukaryota; Viridiplantae; Streptophyta; Zygnematophyceae; Desmidiales; Closteriaceae
Source: the annotation of a GenBank genome assembly
GGGUGGGUCAGGGCAGUAGGAUUGAGUGUGGUAGUGGGUGCAGUGAGGAGGAGGAAGAGGAGGGAGGAGGGAGGAGGCGGAGACAUUAAGAUGCACAUGGACUGCAACCGCAAGCUCAUUCAUCGCGACAUCCAGGCGGCCAACGUGCUCCGGGACGAGAACGACGAGGCCGUUAUUGCUGACUUUGGUCAGGCCAAGGAGAUGGACGUGCAUGAGAGCCACGCGUCCAGGGUUGUCAAGGGAACCAUUGGACACAUUGCGCCAAAGUACUUUGUGUCGGGGCAGUGCUCUGAGAAGACGGACGUGUAUGCCUUUGGGGUCUUCCUGCUAGAGCUCGUUUCGGGCAAGGACGUGUUUGAGCUCACUCUGCCGCCCGAAGCCGAGGAGCUGUUGCUGCGUGACUGGAUCGCCAACAUGCUGCGUGACGGCAAGAUUCAUGAAUUCGUGGACAACGACCUCACCAAGCCGGGCUACGACGAGGCUGACGUGGCAAAGGUGCUCCAGGUGGCACUACUCUGCAUGAAGCAUGACGCAGUGGACCGCCCGACCAUGGAUGAGGUGGCAAAGAUGCUCUCCGGGAAGGCCCUGGCUGACAAGUGGGAGAAUUGGCAGGAGGAGGCAGCGAAGAUGUCUGGGGAGGAUGUCAUGGCUGUGGUCAACACGCCUGCGAUUUGGGAGAAUUCCACCACGGGUAUCUCGCUGGAUGCGUUCAACCUCUCCGGACCUCGUUAGGAGGGUUCGACGUGUGUGUGGGCUGGGUGAUGCUGAGGUAUUGCCUGACACCAAACCAAAGGUUGCUUCAUCUUUCUUGUGAACAAGGGAAC